This is a messenger RNA of Aphanomyces invadans, 917 nucleotides long. RefSeq lists its product as hypothetical. The record is from RefSeq and is a predicted model, not a curated record. Lineage: Eukaryota; Oomycota; Saprolegniomycetes; Saprolegniales; Verrucalvaceae. Gene Ontology annotation, cellular component: mitochondrion. The coding region runs from base 32 to 769 and encodes 245 amino acids. Gene Ontology annotation, biological process: cytochrome c-heme linkage. The transcript has a single exon. Gene Ontology annotation, molecular function: holocytochrome-c synthase activity.
CAACAGCAUUCGGGUUUGCAACUUGGUGAACAUGUCGGCUUGUCCAGUGGAUCACGCAAGUGCCGCGAAGAGCGGUGGAUGCCCUGUCGAUCACUUGAAUCCGGAUGCCGCCAAGUCGGGACUCAACUCUCUCAACUUCAUGGAACCUGCAGACCACACCGUCGAUGCCAAGCAGAAGGUGCCGCUGAGUACCCAUCGCGUGGCGUCGUCGAUCCCGAUGGGGUCGUUCGUCCCGCAACACCAGACGGAAGGGCAACAAACAUGGCAGUAUCCGUCCGAGCAGCAAUAUUUCAACGCUAUGAAGCGCAAGGGAUGGGACCCCGAAGAGCGCGACAUGAAGGUGAUUGUGAGCAUCCACAAUACGAUUAACGAGAAGGGAUGGGCCGAUGUCGUCGAGUUCGAGCGCACGCUGCAUCCCGAAGCAUACAACAGCGAGACGUGUCCCGAACCCAAGCUUGUUCGAUUCAUGGGUCGCCCAAAGGACUUCUCACCCAAAGCGCGCUUCAUGAACACGAUUGGUGUGGCGAACCUCCCGUUUGACCGACACGACUGGAUCGUUGACCGCAAUGGCACCGAAGUGCGCUACGUGAUAGACUUUUACACCGGUCAUCCUGUGCCAGGGAAGCCACUUUCCGUGUAUAUGGACGUCCGCCCGGCACUGGAUAACUUCGAAAACGCCGUUGACCGCCUCCGCAUGCAAUUUCACAAGACCAUUCUCCCGCUCUUACCCUUCCGCGGCAUGCUCUGGAGCAGCGAUAAGAAACCAUAGAGUCUGUACCCAUGCUUUCGCUUACCCCGACUGCUUUCUCUUGUCCCACAUGCUUUGCCAUCGCUAAAUAUGAACGUCGACCCCGCCCGUGUCCAUUGUCAUGUCCACUGAUAUGUGCUUGCUGAUCGAACGCAUCAAAUAUCUGAAC